This is a messenger RNA of Paramecium pentaurelia, 1139 nucleotides long. NCBI's taxonomy places the organism in Eukaryota, Ciliophora, Oligohymenophorea, Peniculida, Parameciidae. The record is from the annotation of a GenBank genome assembly.
AUGAAUUGCUAAAACUAGAAAUGCAAGGAGCAGAUACAAUAUAAUUCUAUAAUAAAUGGCACUUAGAUAACUUGUGACAAUUGUUCUAAUGCAUUUUAUUGUUCAAUCAAAUGUAGAGAUUUCGAUUGGUAUUUAGUUAUUACAAUUGUUAUAGGGAAGGUUAUCAUUAAUUGGUUUGUCAUGGGUCAUUUGAGAAAGUUCCUAAAUUAACUGUAAGUUAAUUGGAUGAUGAAAUGAAUCUAAUAGGAAAUGGAAGUUUUGGAAUUGUAUACUUAAAAUAACUGAAUGGAUAUAAUUUUGCAAUAAAAAAAAUAAAUAAAAAUCUAGCCUACAGGGAACUUAAAAUACAUAAAUAACUAAAGCACAAAUACAUUAUAUAGUUAUUAUAAUUUAUAGAGAAAGAUGAUCAUAUUUAUUUGAUUUUAGAAUAUGCAUGUAUUGAUUAAAUUUUCUAUUUAGAAAAUGGUCAUUUGACAACUAAUAUGUAAAUAGAUCCAAAAUAGAUUAUAGUUCAAUUAUGUAAUGCAUUACAAUAUCUUCAUAAUAAAGGAAUUAUUCAUAGAGAUAUUAAACCAACAAAUGUGUUAUUAAGUGGAAAUAAUAAUGUUAAAUUAUGUGAUUUUGGUUUAGCUACUCAUAAAGAUGUCAUAAGUAACUUUUCAGGUACUUAUGAAUUCAUGGCACCUGAAAUUUUAAGAAAUUAUCCAUAAUCAUAUUCUGUAGAUAUUUGGAGUUUAGGUUGUCUCUUAUAUUGGAUGCUUGAAAAAAAGCCUAUAAUAUCAGGUAUUCCAAAAAUCUAAAUAAUUCGAUAGGCAAUGAGGCUGAGAUGAUUGAGUAAAUCCUCAAUUUCACUGAUCCCAAAUUCACUAUUACAGAUAUCUAUGCCAAAGAUUUAAUUAAAAAGAUGCUUGUUACUGAACCUGAUGAUAGAAUAACUCUAAACGAUAUUAUUAAACAUCCUUUCAUUACUAAAGAAUAUUAAAGCAACUUAAAAAUUGAAGAAAUUUCUUAUUCAUAUUCUGAUGAAACAUAAGCAAGUUAUCAUCCAUAAUAAAUUGCACCAUAGAUUAAUAAUGAAGAUAGAAAUGUCUUUUAAAGAAUAGCUAGUUUAUUUACAUGCAUGGCUAGAGAUAAAUGAU